Messenger RNA from Chlorella variabilis, 657 nucleotides. RefSeq lists its product as hypothetical. The coding region runs from base 1 to 657 and encodes 218 amino acids. The transcript is spliced from 3 exons. Gene Ontology annotation, molecular function: zinc ion binding. The record is from RefSeq and is a predicted model, not a curated record. NCBI's taxonomy places the organism in Eukaryota, Viridiplantae, Chlorophyta, Trebouxiophyceae, Chlorellales, Chlorellaceae.
AUGUCCGCAUCGACUUCAGACGCGGGCGACGCCCCGCUCUGCAGAGUGUGUUGGGAGGAGGAAGACGAAAGGCCGGGUGGCCACAUCGCGCUACACUGCCACUGCACGACGGGAGUGCACGACCGCUGCCUGCUGCAAUGGAUCCUCUCCGAGAAUGGCAGGGACAACCUUGUGUGCGAAUUGUGCACUGGGCGGUGGCAGGGCGCCAUCUCAGUGUCCAUCGCUGAGCUGGCGGAGCAGGCGGCUGCUUACAAGCGGGCAGCCGGCGGCAGCGGGCUGGAUGAGGCCACCACCGCCGAGCUGGCGGCUGCUCUGGAGCAGAUGCGGGAGCGCAACCAGCUGCUGGCGGCCGCGCUGGCGGCGGCAGAGGCGGCCGAGGCGGCGAGGCAGCGCGACUUCGAGGCUAUGAAGAGAAUUGCCAGGCGGGAUCGCAACGAGUUCCUGGCGCACCUGCGGGGGGCGCGGGCCGAGCGGCGCUCACACCUGCGCUGGGUGCCCGCGGCGCUGCUGGUGCUGCUGGGCGCCUUCUGCGCCGGCGCACACUGGCAGCAGAGCCAGGGCGCCGGCCCGCCCGUGCCCCGCGGCCAGGCGCCAGCGGCGGCGGCGGCAGCGGCAAUAGCGGCGGCGAGCGGGCCCAGCGCCGUUGGCAGGCUGUGA